AUGGCUCUAGCAUGGGUGGAAGAUUGUGUGAACUGGUUGAGUUCCAAAGUGUUCCGGAUAGUGCCGCUUCUCAGCUUACUCAUGUAUCUUAUCCUCGCCGUCUUCUCCGACAGCCGACGGCGUGAAGACAGAGGUUGGAAGAGAGGGUUAUUGUGGUUGGCAUACCAGUUGACCGAGUGGGGGCCGGCAUAUGUCAUCGGCAACCUGUACCUUGAAACCAAACCGUGCGACAAGAUGAUCAUCGCCUUCUGGGUGCCGUUCCUAUUGCUGCACAACGCCCGCCCGGACAACAUCAGCGCCUACACCAUCGAGGACAAUGAUCUCUGGCUGCGCGUGAUCGUGUUUGUUCCCUUGCAGUCCCUGGGAUCCAUUCUUAUUGUGCACAGGUAUAUACUCUCCAACUGCAAUCCUGGGUUGUUGCGUCAGGCGACCUUCAUCAUGUUACCGCUGGGCCUUUUCAAGUAUAUUGAGAGUGGGGUGGCGCUAUGGCUAUGCGGCAUGAGCCGCAUUCGAAGGUCAUUUAGGAAGCAGCAACCACUUGUCAGUAUCUUCAGAAAUGAUGAUGGGGUCAAGAAUCUGAAAGAUGAGGAAGCCUUGUUGGUUGCUCAUGACCUGUUCGAGAUCUGCAAGGGGGCCUUCUGUGAUUAUACGGGGAAAAUGGAUCAUAAUGCCGCCGUCAGAAGCAGCUUCUCGGGUCAAUGGCAGAAUAUGUGCAAGGUGGUGGAGAUGGAACUCUCUCUCAUGUAUGACAUCUUCUACACCAAGGCAGCCGUGGUCCACACCUGGCCUGGCUACCUCAUCCGUCUGGCCUCGCCGCUCCUCACCGCCACCGCGCUUCUGCUGUUUGGCCUCCAAUGCAAAGAGGGCAUGAAGACAGAAGAUGAAGUUAUUAGUUACAUAUUGCUCGGGACGACCUUCCUCCUCGAUGUGAGAUGGCUGCUCAGAGCACUAGCAUCAUCCUGGACACAUUCAUACUUCAAACUUAUGCAACACAAUUGGUUGAAGCAUGAAUUUUGGUGCCGUGGAGGAUGGAAGAAGCUCCGUCACAUUGUCCUCUCUCUGCGUCUUUCCAGGCUCUCCUUGUGCUUGUGGACAUGUGUAUGGGCCAACGAGCGCAAAAGCUACAGGAGAUGGGCGGGCAAGUUCGGGCAGCACAACUUGUUGGACCAUUGCACUGUUGGAAGAAACAGGUACAAGCACAGGCACAAUCUGUACGGCCACUUGAGGUCGAGUGGCCGUGAGAUUCCAAACAAUACCAAGAAGCUGGUGUUCCGUAACAUAUGCGAGCAUUUGUUCCCUGAUCGCGUGGCGCACCCCGAGCAGUCCAGCGUCACCGUCGGGAAAGAUCGCGGGGGCCAGUCAGUCUAUCCUCCUGAGCUUCAAGAGGCUAUACUCAUCUGGCACAUCGCCACGGAUGUGUUCCUCUUGUGCAGCCCCAGCUGGAUGACAGGAACAGAGGAUCUUGCGACGGCGAUCAAGCAGAUGUCAAAUUACAUGAUGUUCCUCGUCACCAAACGCACCAAAAUGCUACCAGGACUUAUAGUCCGCGACCUGUACAAAAAGACUCUGGAUAAGCUGGAGAAGAUACGGGUUAAGGCGGCCACCGAGGGAUGUGCAACAAACGAGGAGCUUGCCAAAUGGAUGACCAAAGAAAAAUCGGAUUUUCUGAAGCACUCAGAUACCAGUGACACCAUCUGGGAUGGAACUCAACUUGCCCGUGUGCUGCUAAGGCGAGUCCUUGGGGAUAGACAAGAUGAAGUGAGCGUAGCAACUUUGGAAGAAGUCAAAGGUACGGCAGAAAGACUUGCAUACUGGCUUCCAGAUUUCAGUAAUCUUACUAUUGGGGAUAUGGAAGGCGUGCUGCUGUUCAUCCUGAAUGCGUGGGUGCGUGUGCUCGUGUUUGCGUCCAUCCGGUGCAGCAGGGAUGCUCAUGCCAGGCAGCUCAGCUGUGGCGGCGAACUAACGACCCUCGUGUGGAUCAUCACGCAACACGCAGAGGUCAGUGUCGUCAAAAAGCAUUUCCAUCAAAUUCUCCAUCGAAGAAGUCCGUCGAAUGCUAAGCUACCUGGUGGUGUAGUCUCUCUCGCUAAUCCGUACUCUCCUUCAGUCUCUAGCUGA
This is a messenger RNA of Triticum aestivum (bread wheat), 2118 nucleotides long. RefSeq lists its product as uncharacterized. Lineage: Eukaryota; Viridiplantae; Streptophyta; Magnoliopsida; Poales; Poaceae. The transcript has a single exon. The record is from RefSeq and is a predicted model, not a curated record. The coding region runs from base 1 to 2118 and encodes 705 amino acids.